Molecule: messenger RNA, 7033 nt
Organism: Manis pentadactyla (Chinese pangolin)
Lineage: Eukaryota; Metazoa; Chordata; Mammalia; Pholidota; Manidae
Gene: FAM111A
Product: FAM111 trypsin like peptidase A
Source: RefSeq, a predicted model, not a curated record
GUUACUUCCGUCAAACCCCAGAGCACCCACAGAAGGGGAAGCAGUAAUUUAGCUACUUUGGGUGUACUGUAUGAACAUUAAGGCUUGAUAUAGAUCCGUACAGAAAACUGCCUUUGCAAGCAAGCCCUUUCCGUUCUUGCUCAACUGUGAAACGUAUAUUCCUGGAGUCCAUAUCAUCAUCUUCAUCCGGACUGUAAACUUCUGCACAAUUGGAUGGACGUUUUGGGCAAUGGAUUUGUGACAAGGCCGUUCACCUGCCUGCAUUCGCGGCUUCUUCCUGAUUACCAUAGUUGUAGGGCCUGUCCUUUCUGCUGGGAAUGCCACCCCGGGAAAAGUCUGAGUCGCCCAAUGUCCCUCCUCCCACAUACCUGCAGUGCCUCCUGGGCGCCGGCGUAGGUGACAACCUGCAGACGCCAGGCUAGUGCCUCCGCGUCUCCUCCCCGCCUCUCCAAGCGGGGACGCAGAGCACCCGGCAGCCACGUUUCCGCUCCCCCCUCAUCCCCCCGGCCUGCCACAGCGGGUUCCCGCGCUCAGGGCUGGGCCGCCGCAGUGGCCUGGCCGUCAGCGUUCCUGCGCCACCUGCGCCAGGGCCCUCUCAAACCCAGCCCAGCCCACCCCAUCCCCCAGGUAGGACUCGGGAGGGAGGAGAGAUGAAGCAAGCAGGCUUUGAUGGCAGCAAGCCGCCGAGUAGGCGGGCAGGGUCCUGCCGCCGCGACGAUGAACACUGUUGGAGGAAGGGGCACGAUCUCCCGAUUCCCGCCCGAGCCUAGCUGCCCUGCUGCAGAAUGGGUCCACACUGGCCCUUCCCGGCGCUGGCUAGAGGCCAAUCAGCUUCCUCGCUGGGAGUUUGCUAUCCAAUGAGAACACUCAGACUGCAGGAUCUUUGCGCCCAUUGGCAGCGGUUUACUCCGAGCGAGGAGUCCGUCGCUGGAGGCAAACGUUUCCCCAGAAGCCGCCAAGUGCAGACGCGUGACAGCUCGGUCCGGGAAGGACUCUCCUCUUAGAAAGCGGGCCGCGGCGACGAGGAAGUUCGGAAGGUGCCGUUUCGGGCCGGAGGGACUGUCUGAAACAACACAUCAUCAGGAUUCACUCCGGGGCCAGCCGCCAGGCCCGCUUCCCCAGGUGUCCAAGAAAGUGAAGGACCUAGAGGGACGGCGUGGGGGGUGGGAGGCCGAGGCUGGAAGAAGCCAGGCGAUGUGAAAAUGAAAGUAAAUCAUUUACUGGGCCGGCUGAGCAGCGGGGCGCCCAAGGCGGAGGGACUUUUCAAACCGUGCCGCCGCAGCUGCAGCGCUUCCUGCGCGCAGGCCUGCGCUGCCCCGGGGAGGACCGGCCUCGGCGCGCGCGGCGCCUGGACGGCCCGCGGGGCGGGCAGCCGUCUGGCUUUUACCGCAGUGGCUGCCCCUGAUCACGCUGUGUGCGGGCGGUGGCGCAGGCGACUUGCACGCGGCCUCGGUCCGCCGAGGGCUGAUCGCUGCCCCUCAGCAGCCUUCCUCCGCGCCUGGCCAGCGGGCGAGGCCCAGAGAGGAGCGAGAAGGCGGAGAGGGAGGGGACAGGGUCGGGGAAGGAUACCCGCAAGGUUUCUUAACCUCUCUCCCUUCCCACUGUGACUGUUCAAAUUCAUCCCAGUACCGUACAAAACCCCCAUUUCCCCUGCCCUUUUUAUGUUCCCUUUUUGGUUCCACGUGUAAUAAUCACCCCUUGAAGCGCUUGGGGUCCUCUCUCCGUAAGACGGAUCAUCAUCAACAGACACACUUGAGGUCCCAGAUUCCCUUAGUUGUUGGCAUUAAGUUCUUACCUUCAAGGAUCUUAAAGUAUUGCCCACCUCCUAGUUAUAUGUAUCUGUUUUUAUUUCCCCAGGUUCUCUGCAUUUUAAAACGCAUCCCUCGGACUGCAAACCCUUCUGAGGGUAUUAUAUGCCUACAUUUGAAUUCCAUCUCUGCCCCGUAGCCCAGGCCUCUGGCAUGUCACCUUCCUUCUCUGAGUGAUAUUUUCCUCAACUGCAAAAUGCAACUAUACCUACUUUGCGUGGUAUCUGGGGAUUGGCAAUUAGACAUGAUUUAGGUAAACUAUUUAGUAUAGUAUCUGACAUGCAGUGCUCUUUAAAAGGGAGCUUUUAUUGCUGAGGUGAUUAUAGUUAGUGGAUAAACUGUCUACUUGCUAAGUUAGUAUCUCUGGAGGGAUUGAGGCAAGGGGCGAAGGGGAAAGGUGGGAUAUAGGGUCCCCAUUAGUCAUAUCCUCUGUACAGUUAAUCAUAGCUAUGAAGAUAACUGCUCUAACUUGAACCUUUUUGAAAUUAGUGUUUCAGCUGAACUGUCUAUUCAUCUUUAAGCCACCAUGAGCUCUAAGAAGCGCAGGUCACAGAAGGUCUCAUUUGAUGAAAAAAGUAAUAUGAAAAUUGAGCACUAUUUUUCUCAGGUCACUAAAAAGCAACAGAAUGAUUCCAGUGUUUCUCAGAAGAAGACAGACUCUAAAGAAGGUCUAACAGAUGUAACUAACAUCCAAGCUCAAGGACCCAAAGACCAGAAGGUGCCCCUGAAUAAGACCAUUUACAUCACCUUGGAUGUAAACCACAGGAAGCACGUGCUCACACAUGGCGGAAGGGGCAGCUUAUACGGGGCACUCAACACUCUCACGGCUAUCAAGAAAGAGAUGGAGACUCAGCAGGGCAGAGAAAUGCUCGUGCGUGGCACAGAAGGAAUUGAAGGUUACAUAAACCUUGGAAUGCCCCUCCGAUGUUUUCCAGAAAGCUGCCACGUGCUAAUCACAUUUGCCCGAAAUAAAAGUGAGCAGAGGGAAGGGAACCAGGCGUUUGGCCGGCAUGACCUGGCCUCUACCGACUGUGUCAAAUUUUAUAUUCAUGCCAUUGAGAAGAGGAAAAAAAGGAUCGUGAAGCUCAGGCAGCUUCACCAGCAAGGCUGCAAACUGUGCAUCUACGCUUUCAAAGGAGAAACCAUCAAGGACGCUCUGUGCAAGGAUGGCAGACUUCUUUCCUUUCUGGAGCAUGAUGACUGGAAACUCAUUAAAAACCUGGACUCCAUUUUAGAGAACACACAGCCGGUCGAUGACUUGGAGGGCAAGCUCUUUGAGGUGGAGGCUGAGAGAAGAAUGAGCUCUAGGGCGGGAGCUGCUCGGGAGCCCCUGUCAGAGAAAAGGAACACCCGUGUGUUGAGAGAAGAAAUUGUGGCCCAGUACCCCAGUUUGAAAAGAGAAAGUGAAAAAAUCAGAGAAAACUUCAAGAAAGAAAUGGAGAAAAAAAAGAACAAAGCUUCAUUAUUUCAACUGCAGAAAGCAAAUUUCGGGAAACUGACAAAAAACUCUACUCUGGUUAAAGUCCACAGAUUUCUUUCUCAUCUCAGUGACUCAGUUGGGUGCAUAUCAUGGGACAACAAUGGGAAUAAGGGUUCUGCCACCUGCUAUGUUUUUACAGGGUUGUUCAUUUUCACUUGUCGGCAUGUAAUAAAUUACGUUGUGGGAGAAGGGAUAGAGACAAGUAGGUGGGCAGACAUAAUUGGUCAAUGUGUAAAGGUGACAUUCAUUUAUGAAGAUCUCCCUGAAAAAGAGGAGAACUGUUUUUUUCUUGAACCUUGGUUUGAGAUAUCUGGUGUAACUCUUGAUUACGCUGUUCUGAAACUGAAGGAAAAUGGACAGCGGGUACCUUUGGGACUAUAUAAUGGGAUUGCUCCUACACCACUUACGGGGUUGGUUUAUAUUAUUGGCCACCCAUAUGGAGAACCAAAGUCUACUGACGCUUGUGCUGUGAUCUCUCUGGGUCAGCGAGAAAAGAAAUUUCAGGAACAUCUUCAGGCUAGAGAAGAGGAGGGUUACAAUUUUGAUCAGCAGUAUAUCCAUAUGCACACUCAAAGAAGUUUCCAAGAAGUAAUGCACGACCCUGAUGUGAUUACCUAUGACACCACUUUUUACUUUGGGGCUUCUGGCUCCCCGGUGUUUGAUUCAAAAGGUUCAUUGGUGGCCAUGCAUACUGCUGGCUUCCCUUAUCUGUACCAAAAUGGGAUUUCUAGUAUCAUUGAGUUUGGUUCCACUAUGGAAUCCAUCCUCUUUGAUAUUAAGCAAAACUAUGGAACUUGGUAUACAGAAGUAUGUAUAAAUCAGCAGGAUGUAGAAAUGGUGGGUGAGGAGGAUUGAGGAUGGUGAGAGUUCAGUCUAAUUGCUGGCAUUUAGGGAAUUUCCUAUGGAGUUGCUAUUCUAUAGAUGAAUAGAGUUUUUAAAUCUAAAAUGAUGAAUUUCAUUUAAAAAUAACAAUUACUAUUAUUGACCAUAUCCUAUGCACCUGACUUUUUUCCCAAGCACAUGAAGACUGGAGUCUUAACAUCUUUAUGAAGUGGGCUACUAUUCCCCUAAAGUCAAGCAAUGUGAAUAAUGAUAAGAUUAAGUAAUAAUUAGUCAUAUGACAGUAAAAGGGUAACUAUUGGUUCUUAUCAUCUUGAGUAUCUUCCCCUAAGUUAGUUUUUUGAGGGUAGGGCCCACGACUUACCAUUACCCCUAAUGUCUGGCAGGUGGAAAGUAAGUGUUUAAACAAUGUGUCGGUUAAUCAAUAGCACAAUUUAAGUAUGCAGUUAAUCUUAACUGAGGAGCUAAAGCCUCGAUUGGAAAUAAUCUCAAACAAAGCUUUCAGAAUUUCCCAAAUCCUCAUAUUACUAAAAACUCAGAAUAUAUGUGUCCUGAAACUCAGAGGGUAAUAUCCACUCUCCCCAUAUUUAAAAGCUAUUAGGGCAAAUGGGAUACCUUAAAAAUUACAUUACUUUAUUCAUAUUUCCUUAGUUUUUACCCAAUAUCCUUUCUGCGAUCUGAGUUCCACCCAGCAUCCCACGUUACAUUUAGUUGUCACAUCCCGUGUGUCACAUCAGGCUUCUGUUGGCUGUGACAGUUUCUCGACUUUUCUUGUUUUGGAUGCCCUUGGUGGUCAGAGAGCACACACAUUAGGUACUUCGUAGGGUGCCCUUCUCCUGGAACGUGUCUGAUAUUUUUCUCAUGAUUAGACUGGGGCUGUGGGUUUUGAAGAGAAAAACCAAAGAGGCAAAACCCCAUUCUUACCAUACCACCCCAGGGAUACAUUCUAUCAACAUGAUUUGGGUUGUCCUGGGUCCCUGAGCCAAAGUGGGGCUUAUCAGGUUUCUCUACUGUGCAGUUAACCUUUCCCCUCCUCUCUGUGCCUUUUGGAAGGAAGUUAUUUGAUGUCCACACUUACAGGGUGGAGAGUUAUGGCUCCUCUUCCUCAUUAGGCCUCUUAGAAUAUCUGCACAACUUAUUCUCAGUCAUUCUUCUGGGAGAUGUGUCUCUUCCCUCCCAUUCAUGUGUAUCGGUGUGGACUCAUAAAUAUACUUUGGUUAUAAACCAGUACUACUUUACUGAGAUGCUCAAACUGUUCCAGCUUUGGUCUGCGGGAGCACUUUCAGAGGGGGGCCCCUUGUGCCCCCUGUGACCUACCUGCAUCAGUGUGUUAUGUUUGUUUCUUUGCUUUUUGAGCACUUCCUUAGUUCUGGCACUACAGGAUACCCCAGACUUUUGGGGUAUAUUUCCUGCCUCACUCCUAAAAUUAGCCAUUUCUCCAGGAAGCCUUGGUUCCUUCUAAAGGAGAAUAGUAUUGGCUACCAAGAUCCGGACCCUAGGUGUGCUUGUUGCUAUUGGGGUAUUUCUUCUAGGCCCUCUCAGCUGACAGAGCAAAGAAAUACAUGUGUGUAUCUAACUCAUGUACAGUAGUCCCCCCUUAUCUGAAGUUCAGCUUUUUGUGGUUCCCAUGACCCAUGCUCAGGCUGAGCCUCAUCUGUCCUAUGACCAGAAGGUCAAUCGUAGCCCAGAUCACAAUGCCUCCAUCAUUCACGUUGCUUCACCUUAUCUCAUAAUCAUUUUAUCAUCUCAUGUCAUCACAAGAAGGAUGAGGACAGAACAGUAAGGUAUUCCGAGAGCAAGAGAAAGAGGUAGACCAUAUUCACAUCACUUUUACUGCAAUAUAUUGUUAUAAUUGUUUUUAUUUUAUUGUUAAUCUCUUACUGUGUCUAAUUUAUAAAUGACACUUUAUCAUAGGUAUGUAUGCAUAGGAAAAAACAUAGUAUAUACAUAGGGUUCAGCACUAUCCGUGGUUUUAGGCAUCCACUGGGGAUCUUGGAAUGUGUCUCCCACAGAUAGGGGGGGAUUAUAUAUAUACACAUACCUAAGAACAUUUGUAUCUGUAACCAUCUGUAUGUGUAAUAAAUGAAACCAUUCUUACAGGUGUCCCAGCUUUAGUCCAUCACCACACAUGGAUCAGCCAGGCCAACUGUGAGAAUUUGCUCCUACCAUCCACCACCUAUUUACUUAAUUGUUUAGUUCCAGUAUACAUACAUGUACAGCAGUAUCAUAAUUGUUCACUUGUACUGGGAUGGGAAAUAACUUUAUCCACUAGAGCUCAGUGUUUCUGUGCAGUUUCCUUUGCCUCUCAUCUUAGGAACUCAUUCCCAGAGCUACCCGGGUCAGUGCUUUUUCCCUCCCCACCUUCAGUAAGUUUGUUUCAUACAUUUGUCAUAUGUCUCUUCAUAGCUCCCAUUCUUUCCUUUGAUCCCUCAGUCUCCUAAGUGAUUUUUUUUUAAAUGUGCAUACACUAAGCUUCUCUCCUCAUGCUAUACAUUCUGUGGAUCUUAACAAAUGCAUAAUAUCAUGUAUACACCAUUACAAUAUGUACAGAAUUGUUUUUCCACCUUAAGAUUCCCCUGUGCUUCACCUACUUAUCCCUCCCCCUCCCCUGAACCCCUGGUGACCACUGAACUUCUUAACUGUUUUUAUAGUUCUGCUUUUUCCAGAAGGUCACAUAGGUGGAGUCAUGUAGUAUGUAGCCUUUUCCAAUUGACUUCUUUUACUUUGAAGUACGCAGUUCACAUUCCUCUGUGUCUUUUUGUGGCUUGAUAGCUCAUUGGUUUUUAUCACCGCGUAAUAGUCCAUUGUGUUGAUAUACCACAGCUUGUUUAUACAUUCACCUCCUGAGAUAUCUUAAUUGAUUCCAUUUUUGGUGAUUGUGAAUAAAGCUGCUAUAAACAUUGGU